AUGGCGGGUGGAAUGGCCUCUCAAGGCAUCUCUGCCAAGCGCGCAGAGCUUGCUGGAGGCAGAGUCGGAUGGCGCGGGCUGGUCAGCAGCAAGAAAGCGUUUGGUAUUGCGCUGUUCGCCUCGCUGGGUGGUUUGGUCUACGGAUAUAACCAGGGAAUGUUUGCCCAAAUUCUUACCAUGCGGUCCUUCAUUGAUGCGACCCAAGGAUAUGCAGAACACACAGGUACCGCUCAGGGUAUGCUCACCUCCAUUCUUGAGCUAGGUGCCUGGUUGGGAACACUCGCAAAUGGAUAUUUGGCCGACGCGUUGGGUCGCCGUGUGACCGUGGUUGUGGCCGUGGUCGUGUUCUGUGUGGGAGUCAUUGUUCAGGCGUGCACUACGAACCCAGACUUCGUUUAUGCUGGUCGGUUCGUCACCGGUCUGGGAGUCGGUAACCUGAGUAUGAUUGUCCCGCUUUACAACGCCGAGCUGGCUCCUCCCGAAAUCCGAGGAUCUCUAGUCGCCGUUCAGCAAUUGGCUAUUACGUUCGGUAUCAUGGUCAGUUUCUGGAUUGGAUAUGGCACAAACUUCAUCGGCGGAACGGGAGAGGGUCAAUCUAUUGCCGCCUGGGAGAUUCCGGUGUGCAUCCAAAUUCUUCCCGCGCUCGUUCUGGCGGUUGGCAUGAUGCUGUUCAUGCCUCAGUCGCCGCGUCAUUUAAUGAAUCAGGGCCGUGAAGAGGAGUGUCUACAGACCGUAGCGCGUCUGCGCGACGCCUCUGUCGAUGAUAUGCUCGUGCGCAUCGAAUUCUUGGAGAUGAAGGCGCUCCGCAUGUUUGAGGAAGAGACAGCGCGGAAGAAGUAUCCGCAGUAUCAGGAUGGGUCAUUCAAGAGCCGUUUCAUGAUUGGGGUACAUGAUUACAUGUCCCUCAUUACGGAUAAAUCCCUGUUCAAGAGGACCACUGUUGCCUGUUUGAUUAUGGUCUUUCAGCAGUGGAAUGGUAUCAAUGCCCCACAAAUCUUUAAGGAUCUGGAGCUCGGCGGUACCACUACUUCAUUGCUGGCCACUGGAGUAGCUGGUAUCUUCGAGUUCGUCUUCACUAUUCCAGCCGUUCUCUGGGUCGACAAUAUUGGUCGCAAGAAGAUCCUCAUUGCGGGUGGCAUUGGUAUGGCUGUUUGCCACUUUAUUGUGGCUGGUAUUAUUGGAUCAUACCAACAUACCUUUGCCGAGCACAAGGCUCCUGGAUGGGUUGCUGUAGUAUUUGUGUGGAUUUUCAUUAUCAACUUUGCCUAUUCAUGGGGUCCUGUUGCCUGGAUCGUGGUUUCUGAAGUCUACCCCCUGAGUAUGCGUGCCAAGGGUGUUAGUAUCGGUGGAAGCAGCAACUGGCUCAACAACUUCGCCGUGGGUCUUUCUACCUCCCCCUUCCUGAGUGCAUCGAACUACGGUACAUUUAUCUUCUUCGGAUGUAUCACCACCAUCGGUGUAUUCUGGGUGUGGUUCCUGGUCCCCGAAACCAAGGGCCGUACCUUGGAAGAGAUGGACGAACUCUUUGGCUCUGGGGGUAUGGCCGCCGAAGAUGAGGCCCGGAAGCGACGGAUUGAGCGUGAGAUUGGGCUCUUGGCUCUGUUAGCGGGUGGCGGUUGGUCCGCAGGCGGAAACCUGGGGAAAGCGCUUCCUGGAACAUCAAUCGGAGUGACAGCCUCCGAGGGACCGGGUGCUGGUCACGAAAUCCGGUGGGUUUGA
Molecule: messenger RNA, 1719 nt
Organism: Aspergillus oryzae RIB40
Lineage: Eukaryota; Fungi; Ascomycota; Eurotiomycetes; Eurotiales; Aspergillaceae
Product: putative MFS monosaccharide transporter
Exons: 10
Coding region: 1-1719 (572 amino acids)
Biological process (GO): carbohydrate transport; transmembrane transport
Cellular component (GO): membrane
Molecular function (GO): carbohydrate:proton symporter activity
Source: RefSeq, a predicted model, not a curated record